UUGUUUUCUUAUUUCAUGAUCUCUAUUUUAGUUUGAUUUGAAUAUAAUCAAUUUGUAAAUCUAAUUAGUUAGGUUUAUUUGAAUCGGUUAAUUAAGUAAUUUGUGUAACUUUGUCUUUUCGCACCUGUCAUGUGAACAUACCUAUAUUUUCUCCGUACAUGGUAGGCAAAAAGUUAAAGAAACAUUAGGACGCCAUAUCUUUUCAAUUUGAUUUUUGUUCAUACUUAAAUUCCAGAAAUCGAGGAUACGCCAUGUCACAAUUGAAACUUAAAAAAUUACAUUUAUCAGAACUGAAACAAGAGAUAUGUGCCGAUAUUGGAAUAGUAUCCACCGAAGACCAAAUAGCUUUACAAUGCUCAAAUAAUCAGCUUAUUAUAUUGGAUCUUUUGAAUUCAUCGACAGAUUUAACCGAUUUGCCCUAUAAUUUGUAUUAUGUAGAAAUUCCUCAAAAUUAUAAUUUAGGUACUUCAAGUAAAUCUGAUUUAAGUCGAUCCUAUAAUAGCAGUAGCUUACUCGAGCAGCAACAAAGAGUGUUGAAUCCAAAAUAUGUUGGUCAUUUUUCCUGCGAACCACCAAAAGUAAACGCAUUGCAGUUUAAACAAGCCGCUUGGAGUUUAUGUAGGGAGCAAUCGCUUGCUGUUAUUGUAACUGACACUGGGUUAUGUCAAAUAUUAAAGAAAAAGAAUGUGCCAAGCCGCCACUGGAGUGCAAUCUUCAACGUAAAUGAUUGUUUUUUAGACAGGCUAUCAUCGUCUAAAAUUAUUGGUUGCAGUGAAGAAAUCCUCAGUAAGCUUUUUACAGAGUGUUAUAUCACUUCCGCUGUUUGGCAUCGAACGAAACAAAUAUUAUUUAUAUCAUUUAAAAUCGGAUAUGUAGCAACACUUCUGUUCACAGAUGCAUUUAAUGCAAGUUUGAAAGAGAUUUUCAUAACAAAAAUGGAACUAAAUAAUAUAUGUGAUAUAAACUUAUUUGAUCAUUACAUGCUAAUUAGUAGCAGGGAUGGUAUUUUGCAGCUUUUUUCUUUGAAUAGCAGUGACAACAGUAAUCCUGUAAUAACACCGUUGGCCUUUUUAUGGACAAAGAUAGACAACUUGACCUGCAACAAAAUUAUAAUAAAGAAAUUUUCCCCAAGCAUUAACCUUGUCGUUUUUAAUAAAGCUGCUCACAUAUUUGUCUAUGCGCUGAGUACUGAGGGCAAUAUUAUAUGCAGUAACUCGAUUUAUGUUGGUGGAAUAAAAAUAACUGGAGUUCAAUUCACGUCCUCUACGGAAUUUAUCGUCACCACUAUUACGAAUUCUAUACAUUAUUUCCGUGUACUUUCUGCACUGCACAAUGAGCUUAAAAUAAGUGAACAAGUUAUUGAACAUGAACUAAACGCUCCUAACCUAGGCAUUCUUGGAGUGGUGCAUUCAUUAAAAACGCGUCACUUCACAUUUAUUUUAAUGCGUGUAAGCGAAUAUACACAACAAUGUAAAUACAUGCACAGCAGUAUAUUUGUUAAUAUUUCAAAGUUAGAAGAUGUUGACGCUCAAAGUGAACUGAUAAACUCUUACUUAAGUGAAAUAAAUCCAAGUCAAGACAAUAUCUUGAAUACCAGUUUUGAUAUAUUCAGCAAUCUUGAGAAUUAUAAUUCAUUUUCGGAUAUAAUUAACCUUACGCUACCGGAUAUUUUGGAUGAUAAAUUUUUACUUCAGAUGCAGACCAAAUUUGUGCUUGCUUCAAAUAUUUUAAGCUGCCAAAGAUCUAGUCAAAAGAGAAACAAGGAAUCUACGAUAUUGGCAUAUAAAUUCCUUUUAACUGCCAUACAAAUCGUUCAUAUAAUAUGCCGGCUAAAAUUUUUACUGUCUUUGGAAUCUGCCAGCCUGAGCAUAUUUCUACAGGAGACAAUACAUGUCUUUAGAAAUAAGUAUAAACUUUUACUUCAUGACUUGAAAACACUUUCUACGGAACAAAUUUUUGUAAAACAGGCAAUAGAAACAUAUUUGAAAUUUUUUACAAGGUCUUUCAGUGCUAAUGUUGGUGACAUUAAUGCUGUCUGGACUGAAAAAUGUCUAUAUUGCAAUAAUUUUACAAACGCUGACACUAUGAUGUGUGACAAAAAUCAUAAAGUGAAACGGUGUUCUGUAUCACACGUACAGCUCCCCAUCAUCACAACCCGUCAUUGUCCGCGAUGCCAAUAUUAUGCGUUAGAUGACGAGAAUCAACUACAAGAACUCUUUGCUGAAAAUGAAAGCGUUAAAUGCACUUUUUGUCGUUCUGUUCUUGUUGUUGAUUGUAUUUGAAAGUACAAAGGCUUACUACGAAUCAAUGCAUACCAAAUCUAAGUUCACCAUGUAGCAUGUUUGUAAGAUUGGCUUAACUGUUAUAUGAAGAAAAAUAUUACAAAAUUAAAUUACCAACUACAUGAUAUCAUAA
Molecule: messenger RNA, 2415 nt
Organism: Ceratitis capitata (Mediterranean fruit fly)
Lineage: Eukaryota; Metazoa; Arthropoda; Insecta; Diptera; Tephritidae
Exons: 5
Coding region: 252-2282 (676 amino acids)
Molecular function (GO): protein binding
Source: RefSeq, a predicted model, not a curated record